This is a messenger RNA of Aptenodytes forsteri (emperor penguin), 471 nucleotides long. RefSeq names its product chymotrypsin-C. NCBI's taxonomy places the organism in Eukaryota, Metazoa, Chordata, Aves, Sphenisciformes, Spheniscidae. The coding region runs from base 1 to 471 and encodes 156 amino acids. Gene Ontology annotation, biological process: proteolysis. The transcript is spliced from 6 exons. Gene Ontology annotation, molecular function: serine-type endopeptidase activity. The record is from RefSeq and is a predicted model, not a curated record.
AUGCUGGGGGCUGUGUGUCUCGCCGUGCUGCUGGGCUACGGUGGGUGCAUCUCACUUCAGUACAGCCGCUCCGGGGCUUGGCACCACACGUGCGGCGGGACCCUCAUCGCCCCCAACUGGGUGCUGACGGCUGCCCACUGCAUCAGCUCUAGCAUGACGUACCGCGUGGUGCUGGGCAUGCAGGUCCUGUCGGAGGAGAACGAGCCGGGCUCGGUGGCCAUGGGCGUGGAGAAGAUCAUCGUGCACGAGAAGUGGAACUCCUUCCUCAUCAUCAAUGACAUCGCCCUGAUCAAGCUGGUGCAGGGGGAUUCGGGCGGCCCCCUGAACUGCGAGCGCGACGGGCUCUGGGAGGUGAACGGCAUCGUCAGCUUCGGCUCCGGGCUGGGCUGCAACACGGCCAAGAAGCCGACGGUCUUCACGCGGGUGUCCGCCUACAUCGACUGGAUCUACGAGAAAAUGAGCGCGAACUGA